AGAGAAACUCCCCUUCUGUGCUUAUAUUGUUAAUUUUCAGUUGAUAUAAAUUAAUGAUUCGAGACCUUUCUUGACGUUGAUAAUCCAAUCUUGUAUUGUCUUAUAAACGAGCGAUGUUAUUCCAAUCUUGUAUUUUAUUGCAAUUUUUUUUGUUUAUUGCAUCAGAGAAUCCUGCAAUGUUUCAAGGGGUGUCUCGCAUAAAAGAAAAUGUCAUUGCUCAAUUCUCUGAGAGCAACAGUAUAUUUUGUGAGCUUCAGUGCGCUGUACACCGCUUUUGUGUCGCGUAUAAUUACAAGAAGAAAGUUGAUGAAAAAGAGUUGAAUUGUCAGCUAACUAACACAACAGAGCAUAAAUUUGACGAGGAUAAAGUUGCCAAGGAAGAGCAAGAGUGGACGUUCUACGAGAUUAACGUAGACAGAAGUCACUUUGCAACCUGCAGGAAAGAAGUGAAUGAAUGUCAUAAUGGCGGCGCCAUGAUUUGGGAUCCGAAAAAGAAGUUCACCUGUAAAUGUUUAAAGUGUUAUAAUGGGCAGUUUUGUGAAAACGUGCAUGAGAUGGCUCUUGGAAUGGAGAAUGGUAGCAUUCGUGACAAGCAGAUCACCGCGUCGGGGGAAUGGGAUACAAAACACCCUGUUGCUAAUGGAAGACUGAAUUUAAUACCACCUCCUGGUCAAUCAGGGGCAUGGUCAUCACGGUACAAUAAUCUUAGUCAGUGGCUUCAGGUUGAUUUUCAAAGAUCUACUCUGGUGACAGGAAUCAGUACCCAAGGACGCCACAGCAGUGUUGCUAAUCAAUUUGUUAAGAGCUACACGAUCUCAUUCAGCAAAGACGGAAUAUAUUUCCAGAAUUAUAAGAAUGGGAAAGCAAUCAAGGAAUUCCAUGGUAACAGUGACCACAAUACUAUAGUCAGCCAGAUGGUUGUUCCUCAUAUUUCUGCUCGAUUCAUUCGCCUUCAUCCAACGGCUUGGAACAACCAUAUUUCAAUGAGAGUUGAAUUUUAUGGUUGUUAUGUAUAUUAAUUAUACAGCCUGGAAUGAGCACAUCAAGAAUCGAAUUUUAUGGCUGUUUUUUGAUAUAAUACCCUGUAAUUUUAACAUCGAUAGUUGUUGCAUUAAAAUUACACAGGAUUAGGAAGAUUGGAUGAUAAAAAAUGUAGCAAAAGCAGUAGUUCAGUUUAAUCCUUUCCCUUUCCGGAGGAUCAAGAGUUACAUUUUGCUGUUAAAUAUUUAAACUGAGAGAAACCAUAACAUACUAGCUGUUACACACCAGGCGAUAGACUAUAGUACUUCAAUACCAGGACCAUUAGCAAAAAAAGAUUAUUAAUAAUA
This is a messenger RNA of Dendronephthya gigantea, 1328 nucleotides long. Its product is annotated as EGF-like repeat and discoidin I-like domain-containing protein 3. Lineage: Eukaryota; Metazoa; Cnidaria; Anthozoa; Malacalcyonacea; Nephtheidae. The transcript is spliced from 5 exons. The record is from RefSeq and is a predicted model, not a curated record. The coding region runs from base 114 to 1019 and encodes 301 amino acids.